Molecule: messenger RNA, 510 nt
Organism: Lathyrus oleraceus (garden pea)
Lineage: Eukaryota; Viridiplantae; Streptophyta; Magnoliopsida; Fabales; Fabaceae
Exons: 1
Coding region: 1-510 (169 amino acids)
Source: RefSeq, a predicted model, not a curated record
AUGACCAAGAAUUUUUGGUACAAUAAAGACAAUGGAUCGAUAAAAGACAAGGAGGAAGGAGCAAACCUUGCACGCCAACAUUCAGAUGACUCUGAAGAUAUGGUGGUUAUGGCUGCGGUUGCAGAUGACUAUGUCGAAUCCAAGACCUGGUUCCUCAACUCAGGCUGCUCGAACCACAUGAUUGGUCGAAAAGUGUGGCUAGCAUAUUUAAACUCGUCGAAGAAGAGCAAGGUAAAAUUUGUUGAUAAUAGCUCGUUGCAAGCAGAAGAUACUAGUGACAUAGUUUUUCAAAGGAGCAAUUCAGGAAAAGCUAUGAUUAAAUAUGUACUAUAUGUACCUAGAAUAAAGUGCAACCUGCUAAGUGUUGGACAAUUGGUUGAAAACGUUUUCUUAGUAAUUAUGAAAUAUGGAGCCUUAGAAUUGUUCGACACUGAGAAUAAUUUGCUCUUAAAAUCUUCUUUGUCUAAAAACAGGACAUUUAAGACUAUGAUCAAUUCGUCUGAAGCAUAA